This is a messenger RNA of Sparassis crispa, 927 nucleotides long. RefSeq lists its product as hypothetical. The transcript is spliced from 5 exons. Bases 1 to 927 code for a protein of 308 amino acids. The record is from RefSeq and is a predicted model, not a curated record. NCBI's taxonomy places the organism in Eukaryota, Fungi, Basidiomycota, Agaricomycetes, Polyporales, Sparassidaceae.
AUGUCUACCCUCACUGGUAUUCUCACCCCUACGAUGGUUGUCAACAUGACUCCAGCAGUGGAUUCCAAUGCUAGCGCGACAGGUCCCUUAACCCAAGGCAGCAAAUGGCCCCUCAUCGACAUCAAUUUCACCGAGAACGGAUGUGCAAAGAAGGGCAAAUUGGACCCUAAACUGGCAGUGCUCCACCGCCAUGGCAAACAUUUCGCUUGCAUGGUUGAGGGAUUCACACUCAUGGCCGUCAUCAUCAACGAAGGCAUCGCUCAUGACAAUGCAAGCAAAGGGCCUGACACCGAGGCAAGCUUUGAUCCAGAGUUAAAUGAUAUGAUUCCUGAUGUUGUUGAGGAUCUCUUCUAUGGCAACGCCGAUGCUAAGGAGAUUGCCACUGUGCUACAAGAUGGUAUGGCGUCCGCGCGCUCUGAUGAUACAUCCAGCUUGAAGGAAGCCGUCGUCACCUGGUUGCGCAAGGAUAUCGCAAUGUCAGGGAAGGAUCUCAAUCCGAAGUGCAAGCCGGGCCGAGGCUUCAAUCAUCCAGUAACGGGUGCGCUUCUUUGUCCAGCAGCAUUAGAUUAUGGUGAUCCUGGAGUUCAGCAGGCUCUGAAAGAGCACACCGCUGUGAUUGACAGCUCUCCUAUUGAUGGCACACACUGGCCCACUUUCGUAUAUGCCGGUACAUAUAAUCCUGAUCUGCCUUGGGUCGGAAUGCUGCGCGGGUCUCUCCUGACAUUCAUACACAUUUUCUUGGGCCCGUCGCUGGCCAACUACAAUGACAAGGAGCAUGCGAUUGAUGAGAACAUUAUGCCUGAAUCACCCAAUCAAUCCACUCGCUGUGGUAAUGCCGAGAUGAAUGGAAUGACGGCAGUGACACGAGCCCAUUCAGCCAAUAUAUACCCAAACAUCCAUAUAACCGAGGUGGAAUAUUUUGUGUAA